CCUGCAUCCUUUACAGGAAGACAGAGAGCUAACGGUGUGUGUCCGUGCACAAGCGACUACCUUUCACUCUUUUCUAUUUACUUUCAUCUGUCUGCAGUGUGGGAUAUGGAUUUUUGCUGAGGUCUAAAACAGCUGCAUUGGAAGAUCCCACAAGGAUGCAUUUGCGUCUGUUGGUGCUGGUGGCAGGCUUGAUCUUGCAGAAGGAUCACACCAAUGUUCCUGAGCACGAUGAUGACAUCAUCAUCACCAGCAUGAGGUUGCGCGAGGGGCAGUUGGAACAGGAAGGCGCCAACCUGGUGCCAGAAACAGAGACGGUAACCAAGGCCACGACAUCGAAGGACCACCGGGAGAGUCACUCCGUCCUGCAAGCAGGGGACCAGGAUUUGGGGCAGAUCAAGAGUUCGGAGCCACACCAGCCUGAGCUGCAGGUGGGCGAGUCGUCGCUGAAAGAGAACCGUUUCACGGAGGACGAGACAGAGAUGAAGACACCUGAGCCACCCCCCAAGGAAUAUCCCGACACAGAAGACGCAGUACAGUCAGAGAAUGAAGAGCCGUCAGGUGUCAGCGAGAAGCACUCCCCACAGCAGGAAGUUGUCACAGCACAUCAACAUCAUGCCCCUGAAGAACCAGAACCAGAGUCAAGAAUAGAACCAGAACCAGGGUCAAAGAAUAGAACACUGGCAGAGGGUGGGAUAGACGUGCCUGAAGCCAUUCUGUCUGAAAAUGAGGUGAGCCAUGAGGCAGAGGAAGAGGCACACCUGUCUCACUCUGAUCUUAGUGACCCUGACGUGAACUCGAAAGCAUCUGAUGACCAAGGUGCAUCUCGUAGUGGUGACAAAUGGUCAGAAACAGAGAAGCAACCAUCUCAGUUUGACCUUAGUGACCCUGGACGUACAGAGAAGCAACUAGAUAGCGAUGUGGGGAUAGGGUCACAGACAAAACCUAGACAAAGUCAAACCUCCACUGAUAGCACUAAUUACAUGUGGUAUCUCAACGUAUUCUCCGUCAUCGCCUUCCUCUACAGUUGCCUGAGGGGCAACUCACGGGACCAGGAAAUGCCCCAAGCGCCAAAAAACCAUGACCUCCAGGCCGCCCGCCCCGUCUCGGCCGAGAUCUCCGUCCCAGAUCGGGAGACUCUGACGGGCUUCUACGACCACUACGUCCACGUGCCCCCCCACGAGAGCCAGCGGGUGCGCGAGUUCGUGGAGGGCUUCGUGGACGACCUCCUGGCAGCCAUCCGGGAGACGUCGGGCGACCGAGCCGACAUGGAGGUGGACGACUUCAUCGAGGUGGGCAGCCUCUACGAGGCCUGGUGCACGGGGAGGACCUUGACCUGUGACCUCUGGGUGCCCGUCUCCCCCCGCGAGCCGUACAGCUUCGAAGCCCAGCUGUCGACUGACCAGGACGGACACGGCAAGUCCGAGGUGCGCUCGGGAUACGGGAGGGUGAAGGUGCGUGAAGGUGGACGAGGCACUGCCAAUGGAUGCCCAUGCGGUCAGACCGGCGAAGACAACGAUAUGCUGUGCCUUCUUCAUACCCAUGAGAAAAAGGAAGAGAAAAAUGGUGAGGUCGCAGAUGCCAUAGACGCACCCCUGUGCUGUGAGAACACCCCUUACCUGUCCAGAACCGACGUGGCCAAGUGGUUCCGGUCAGCCGUGCGCAAAGCCUGGGAGCAGAUGUCGCACAAGUACGAGCUGGAGCUGACGUUCCAGAGCCGGGAAUCGUCGGGGGCUUUGCGCGUCCGGUUCCGUUCGGGGAAGGCGGUCCACUUCAACGUCACGCCCGUGGUGAAGUUCGACGACACGGACAUGUGUCUGGUCUCCUACGUCGCACCGAAGAGGAAGGACGGCACACCGGUGGAGGCCCAGCAGUGGCCGCUGUCGUUCGCCCGCUACGAGAAAAGCCUCCUCAGGCACCUCGGCCGGCGCCUCCCGCCCAACGCCUGCCACCUCCGCUGCCUGCGGAUCCUGUCCUUCCUCAACAAGAAACAAGCCGGGCUCACCGGCGAGAGCGGCCUCUCCAGCCACCACCUCAAGACGGCCCUGCUGCACCUGCUGCUGGACAAGGCGCCGUCGGAAUGGGGCCCGGAGCACCUGGCCGGCCGACUGCGGGACGCGCUGGACCUCCUCAAGAGCCGCCUGCAGAAGAGAUGGCUGAGUCACGCUCUCGUCGGCAACCCACUGGUCCCACCAGAGCUCGGGCUUCCCGCAAACGUGUGUCAGUCAAAGCCCAUUAAUGUUUUACAGCCGCUCUUGAGUCAGGGACGGCUGUACACCAGAACUGUGCAGCACUUUGAGGAAAUGCUGAGGAAUAUUCCCGUGCUGAUACAGGAGUAUAUGAACGUUCCAAAGAAGGUGGAUUCCAGCUCAUAAAAAGUGAUUUAGACAAAGACUGGCCAAAUUGUGAACUGUGCAUGUUAAGCCCAAUGUUGGGUUGACAAGUCAGGCUCCAACUUCAGUGUUGUCAAUACAUCUCUACAGUGUCAUAUUGUGAGAAGAUUAAUGUAUCAGUGUAUGUAAGCUUGGCAUCACUCUAAAAACAGUAUUUCUAGUUCCAAACAAAAUACCAUACCCAGUUGUAAAAUCUACUUUAAAAAUGGUAACCGGUUCAUUCAUCCUUUAUUGAUGUGCC
Messenger RNA from Alosa sapidissima (American shad), 2631 nucleotides. Its product is annotated as inositol 1,4,5-trisphosphate receptor-interacting protein-like. The record is from RefSeq and is a predicted model, not a curated record. NCBI's taxonomy places the organism in Eukaryota, Metazoa, Chordata, Actinopteri, Clupeiformes, Clupeidae. The transcript has 2 exons. Bases 156 to 2372 code for a protein of 738 amino acids. Gene Ontology annotation, cellular component: membrane.